UCGUACUCCGCUUUGUGAAACUGGACCCUGUUGUGUCAUGGGAGACGCAGUUAUGCUUUUCUCCUUGCUAUACAGAUGACAGUCUGAGGGGUGUAGAAGGCUCUAUAAAGUCACAAUACCCCGAGGUGAUAUUCCUGAGAUCAGAUCCAGAUGAAGGACUACGUGGUGCCCGGAUGAAGGGAGUUCAGAACGCUCAAGGUGAUGUCAUCGUCUUUCUUCAGAUGCCAUUUGAAGUCAACGUGAACUGGUUACCGCCAUUGCUAGAUCCUCUUGUGGAGGACAAAGACGCCGUGACGUGUCCAUUGAUUGACAGUAUUGGAACUAAAACUCGCCAGGCCGCAAAGAUUCAGAACGGAGAGAGGAAAGGUUUUAACUGGCGCUUCCAACCGGUAAAUUUCGGGCGGAGUCAGGCUGACAAAUCAGUCUUGGAGCUGCCAUACACGUCACCCCUCUUGGAAGAAAAAGCCUUUGCUAUUCACAAAACCCACUAUCUGGAAAUUGAAGCCUCGAUUUUAUCUCCACAAUGGAGAGGGGUUGAUAUUGAGUUGUCAUUGAAGACAUGGCUUUGUGGCGGUAAAAUUCUGAACGUUCCAUGCUCACGGAUAGGCUCUUUCUCUAAACCUCCAAGAGGCAGCGUAACUGACCAUGACGCUCAGAAUUACAGAAUCAUUGCUCAUCAGUGGUUCGAAGACUAUGGCAAGUUUGUCCUCUCCGAGAUUGGCAGAGGUGAAACCCUAUCGCCGGAGACGGAGGACAGUAUGUUAGACAUAUGGGAGAGUCUGACAUGUAAACCCUUCCGGUGGUUCUUGGAGAAAGUCAUGCCUGAAUUACUGAAGCAGUUUCCGCCUUACAUUCCUGCCCCCAAACUCGGCGUGAUACAGAACAACGUGUGCCGGAAGUGCGUCUCGGUGCCGUUCGCUCACCAGGACACUACACUUGUCAUGCUGCAAUCGUGUAAAAACUCUGAGACCGCAUUGAAUUAUCACGUCCAUUUGCUGAACGACGGCCACAUCCGGCUUAGUGACGGGAAACAGUGCCUGUCGUUGACUGACUUUGGCGGCGUCGUGUACUCUCCAUGUUCCGAUCUGGAAAGGCAACAGAUCUGGCUGUAUAACUCUGAUACACAGACAUUAAUGAACGAACACACCGAGAGAUGCCUCGAAGCGACAGUUCGCUGUGAUCGUGCUUACUUUCCCAGUUGUAACCAAGUACGUCCCAAACCUAAAAAGUCCAGAACGUGGCUUAUAGCCAAGGACCAGAGUCAGUUGAAACCUGAACUGAACAAAACGGAGAUCGACGAGAUGAAACAGAAACGGAAGAGACAGAUUCAUUUGGCCUAAAAAUGAGUCACAAACAUUCUUAAAAUAAAAGCCGGCAAAAGACGCUACAAUAUUUAUGCACAUAGGCACGGGUUUGCUGUAAUAUAUUGUCAGAUUGAGGGGUUAUCGAGGUUGUUCUGUGCCAUCUGUUUUGUACCAAAAUAAAGUUGGG
This is a messenger RNA of Liolophura sinensis, 1491 nucleotides long. RefSeq names its product N-acetylgalactosaminyltransferase 4-like. Gene Ontology annotation, molecular function: polypeptide N-acetylgalactosaminyltransferase activity. Gene Ontology annotation, biological process: protein O-linked glycosylation. NCBI's taxonomy places the organism in Eukaryota, Metazoa, Mollusca, Polyplacophora, Chitonida, Chitonidae. The record is from RefSeq and is a predicted model, not a curated record. The coding region runs from base 174 to 1340 and encodes 388 amino acids. The transcript has 8 exons. Gene Ontology annotation, cellular component: Golgi apparatus.